Leptosia nina is the source of this 225-nucleotide messenger RNA. Lineage: Eukaryota; Metazoa; Arthropoda; Insecta; Lepidoptera; Pieridae. The record is from the annotation of a GenBank genome assembly.
AUGAGUGGUGAUAACGUGGCGUUCCGACCGCGCCGCUCAGUCAGCGACCAGUGUUCGCGCAAAGCGGUCGUGUGUAUAUUCCGUGACGCUCGAGUCACGUACGGAACUCAGUGUUCGCGUUCGCGUACGCGCCGCAUUCCAUCGUGGGGGCCCUUCGCCGCCAUUGGCCGAUCCCACGUGACGUCACUCUUCGUAAUGAGCUAUUCAACAUGGCCGUGUAGCUAG